GCAGCGGGUGAAGGCAAUAAAACAUGUGACACAAACAAGCUCCAAAACACCUGCUCGCCAUCCUUCCCUCGAGUGUUCCUCUUCCGGCGGAGAAGAUGCCCCUUAAAUGGCUCCUCCACUGGCAACCUAAUCCAGGAACAACUGUGAGUAGUCAAAUUCUUACAGAAGUCUCUCAGUGCGUGGAGAGCAUCAAUGGCGUAAAGGAAGGAAGAUGGAAAGCUACUCUCACAUUCUACAAACCUAUGUUAAGAGACCAGAGUAUGGCAGCUGAUUAUCCUCGCGAUUUUCUGGGACUUUCACUUCAGGAGCAACCCAGCAAAUACUACUGUAUCAUUCGUGGUCAGCGUAUUGUAGUUGAGACAGAUUCGACAAUUCAGAUAGUAAUGGAGAAGUUGCAGUCUUACAAGUCUCGAGUCUCGCUUAAUUUUGAGGGGUUUCAAUAUCAACUUGGGGACUUCCAACUGAGAGUCGGAAAAGUAGUCCCUGCAAACUCUGAACAUUUGAGGGGAAUUGUUAUGGAGGUGGAGUAUCUUCCAAUUUCAUCACUAGAUAAAUCCAGACAGAUCAUGGAAGAGUUUGUUGAAAUAUGGCAAGAAAUUGUAUCAAAUAGAUCAUUGCCGGGUCACUUUAUGCAUAUAGAUCCAAAUUUUGCUGAGUAUGGACUCUCAGAUCACUAUUCUUCACAACAUACAGCUGUUCAGUAUGCUUCGGUCAUGGCUCAAUUGAUUGCUACUGUAAGAAACUAGGAAUUCAAGAUUUUAUAUUAUAGCUUUCCCUGCUUAAAAUUGUACUUCUCCUUGGUUUAUUCACAAUUUUCGUUCAGAACAUUGAAUUGAAAUAUCUUAGGUACUGGGGGUUCUCCCUCUAUAACACUGAUAAUGACAUACAGAUUACAUGUUUAUUUUUCAAACAGUAGCAGCUGGAAGACAAAUGUAGAUGGAAGUGUUUGUGUAUGAUAAGGGAACUGAAAGAAAUUUG
Telopea speciosissima is the source of this 978-nucleotide messenger RNA. Its product is annotated as mediator of RNA polymerase II transcription subunit 20a-like. The transcript is spliced from 5 exons. Lineage: Eukaryota; Viridiplantae; Streptophyta; Magnoliopsida; Proteales; Proteaceae. Gene Ontology annotation, molecular function: transcription coactivator activity. The record is from RefSeq and is a predicted model, not a curated record. Bases 96 to 746 code for a protein of 216 amino acids. Gene Ontology annotation, cellular component: mediator complex. Gene Ontology annotation, biological process: regulation of transcription by RNA polymerase II.